AUGGAAAAUCAAUCAAUUUCACAACAUUCUUUGGCGCAACUUGCUAAAAAGCCCUUGACUGAUUUGAAAGAGCAGCAACAGCAACCACUAGUGAAACGCGCACUCAACAGCGGCAGCGAUGCUACAGCAGAGGCACUUGAAGCAACUAUGCAACGCUUAUUAGAGAAAAACUCUGAUCUUACAAAACAGCUUGAAAGUUCAUUAUUGAAAAUCUCAAGAUUAAGGAAACAAAGGAGUGUAUUGCUGGACGUGAUUGUCAAGGCCAACAAGAAUGAUUAUGCAGACGACGAUGACGAUGAUGGCAGUGAUUUGUCCGCUGGGGAUAUCCAUUCUGACAUCUUUUCGUCUGACGAAGACACAGUAACCACAACAACAGUAGCCAAGAAGAGACAUGCAAAGGACGAAGAGGCACCCACUGCUGUAAAACGCAAAAAGACAGCAUCAUCCGCACCUUCAUCACAGGACAAAUCGGCACCGCCACAAAAGAGACAAAGAUCCAACAAACCUAUUGACGUGAAAAAGGAUGAGCAUGGUAAUUACAUUCUUCCAGUGCAACUGGGACGAGUCAAAUUGCUGUCAUUAGGCGAAAUUAUACCUGAGCCAGAGUUUUAUUCACAAACCCACAUCUUUCCCGUUGGAUAUGCGAUACAGAGAACCUUUCGAAGCAUGGUACAACAGGAUGUAUUCACACUGUAUACUUGCACUAUUGAAAAAGACGAAGAACUAAACAAGCCAUUGUUUUGUAUACAAGGCGAAGAUGCUCCCGAGAUUGAAAUUAGAAAACUUACUCCUACGGACGCAUGGGCAGAGGUCCUUAGAAGAUCCAAUAUAUUGAGAAAGAAGGUCUACAAAAACACUGUUUCAGGAACUGAAUAUUACGGGUUAUCAUCUGCAACAAUUAGAAAGAUGGUUCAGGAGCUACCACGCGCAAGGGAAUGUGAAGGGUAUGAAUGGACCGAUUUCUAA
Molecule: messenger RNA, 966 nt
Organism: Mucor velutinosus
Lineage: Eukaryota; Fungi; Mucoromycota; Mucoromycetes; Mucorales; Mucoraceae
Exons: 5
Coding region: 1-966 (321 amino acids)
Cellular component (GO): nucleus
Source: RefSeq, a predicted model, not a curated record